Molecule: messenger RNA, 468 nt
Organism: Meloidogyne enterolobii
Lineage: Eukaryota; Metazoa; Nematoda; Chromadorea; Rhabditida; Meloidogynidae
Source: the annotation of a GenBank genome assembly
AUGAAAAUAGUAUUAGAAUUUGAAGAACUUAGACAAAAAGUCCAUUCCGAAGGCCUUUUAAUUCCAAAACCUUUAUUUUAUGUCAGAAAAAUAUUUGAAGUUUUUUCUCUAUUAUUAUUCGCUUUUUGGUUACAAUAUAAAACUUUUUAUAUUUUUUCUGCCUUAAUACUUGGACUUACUUGGCAACAAAUGGGAUGGCUUUGUCACGAAUGUUGUCAUCAUCAACCGACCAAAAAUCGUCGUAUUAAUGACUUUUUAUCUUUAUUUUUGGGUAAUUUUUCACAAGGAUUCUCAAGGGAUUGGUGGAAGGAUAAGCAUAAUUUACACCACGCAACAACAAAUAUCAUUUCCAGAGAUGGAGAUAUUGACUUAGCUCCAUUAUUAGCUUUGGUAAAUUUUUUAAAGCAAUUUUUUGGAAAAUAUUACUAUUUUAUUGAUGUUCCUAAACUUCCAAUCUUGAGAUGGUGA